Suhomyces tanzawaensis NRRL Y-17324 is the source of this 1593-nucleotide messenger RNA. It is a transcript of the gene HTS1, whose product is annotated as histidine--tRNA ligase. Gene Ontology annotation, molecular function: ATP binding; histidine-tRNA ligase activity. Gene Ontology annotation, cellular component: cytoplasm; mitochondrion. NCBI's taxonomy places the organism in Eukaryota, Fungi, Ascomycota, Pichiomycetes, Serinales, Debaryomycetaceae. The coding region runs from base 1 to 1593 and encodes 530 amino acids. The record is from RefSeq and is a predicted model, not a curated record. The transcript has a single exon. Gene Ontology annotation, biological process: histidyl-tRNA aminoacylation; mitochondrial translation.
AUGUCGACCGAAGCUGUUGCCCAGACCCCCAAGGCCCCCAAGGCCAACCCUCCUAAGGAAGGAGGCAAGUCCAAGAAGUCCAAAAAGUCCGACCAGUUCUUGUUGAAGACUCCAAAAGGUACCAAGGAUUGGGCCGAUAAGGACAUGAUCAUCAGAGAGGGCAUUUUCAGCUCGUUGACCCAGCUCUUCAAGAAGCACGGUGGUGUUACUAUCGACACCCCUGUGUUCGAAUUGAGGGAGAUCUUAACUGGAAAGUACGGUGAGGACUCCAAGUUGAUCUACAACUUGGAGGACCAGGGUGGUGAAUUGACCUCGUUGAGAUACGACUUGACGGUGCCUUUCGCCAGAUUCGUGGCUUGCAACAGCAUCAGCUCCAUCAAGAGAUACCACAUCGCCAAGGUCUACAGAAGAGACCAGCCUGCCAUGACCAAGGGAAGAAUGAGAGAGUUCUACCAGUGUGAUUUCGAUAUUGCUGGGAACUACGACACCAUGGUGCCUGACUCGGAGGUCUUGAACAUCUUGUGUGACGGUUUGACCAACUUGGGCAUUAACGACUUCAAGAUCAAGCUCAACCACAGAAAGAUUUUGGAUGGUAUUUUCCAGGCCUGUGGUGUCAAGGAAGAAGACGUGAGAAAGAUCUCAUCUGCCGUGGACAAGUUGGACAAGUCCCCAUGGGAGGUUGUAAAGAAGGAGAUGGUUGUGGAAAAGGGCCAACCGGAAGAAGUUGCCGACAAGAUCGGAGAGUUUGUAAAGUUAAAUGGUUCGAUCAGAGAAGUGUUGGAGCAAUUGAAGAGCAGCGAAGCUUUGAGUACCAACGAGUCUGCUCAGAAGGGUAUUGAAGAGAUGGCCAUUUUGGCUGACUACGUCGAUGCCUUUGAAAUCAACAAGUUCAUCAGUUUCGACUUGUCAUUGGCCAGAGGAUUGGACUACUACACCGGCUUGAUUUACGAGGCCGUGACCGCUGCUUCCGCUCCUCCAAAGAAUGCCAGUGAAUUGAAGGAAAAGGCCACCAAGGAUGCCAAGGACGCUAAGAAGGACGAUGAAGACGCUUCCGAAUACGUCGGUGUUGGUUCCAUUGCUGCUGGUGGUCGUUACGACAACUUGGUGGGUAUGUUCUCCAACGGUAAGUCCAUUCCAUGUGUGGGUAUUUCUUUCGGUGUCGAGAGACUUUUCUCGAUCAUCAAGGCCAGAGUUGCCAAGCAGUUAGAUGCUAUCAGCUCCACCCAAACCCAAGUCUACAUCAUGGCUUUCGGGGGUGGUGAAGGUUGGAACGGUUUCUUGAAGGAGAGAAUGAGUGUCACCAACCAAUUGUGGAAGGCUGGUAUCAACAGUGAGUUUUUGUACAAGAACAAGGCCAAUAUCCGUAAGCAAUUCGAUGCUGCUGAAAAGUCGGGUGCUAGAGUAGCCGUGAUUUUGGGUAAGGAAGAGUUUCCAAAGGGUGAGGUUAGAAUCAAGACCUUGGGCCAAGGUAACGACAGUGACGAAGGUGAGUUGGUUAAGACGGAUGACCUCAUCCAGGCUGUCCAGCAGAAAUUGGCCGACCUCGACAAGGACGGUUUGGAUCAAAUAACCAGAUUGAUCAAGGCUAUAUAA